UUCUCCUUUGUGAAGAACUGGUCUUUGAGGAUCUGGGUCUUGGAAUUCUGGGUAGAGUAAGGGGAGGAGUAGUGGCCUGGGCCUCUGUUUUCAAAACACUCGGACCUGUCUUUAUCUGAGUGGAAAGAUCAUGGGCCCAAAAGGAGCGGGCGCAAAAGCAGCAGGCGCAAAAGCAGCAGGCGCAAAAGCAGCAGGCCCCAAACCAGAAGGCCCCACACCAGAAGGCCCAAGUGCCCCGCCUGCCCCGGAGGCCGCACCUCCUCCGGAUGCUCCACCUGCCCCACCUGCCCCAGAGCAGACGCCUACACAGACGCAAGAAGAACUGGACUUCUAUGCUCCGAGUUACGUAUGUUUGACCUUCACGGCAAUAAUUCUUUUCCCUCCCCUGGGAAUGCUAGGUCUUUACUUCAGCCGCCAGGGAUUCUGGAAGCCCAUACCUAUGCUCCCAUCCCUACAGACCACAGAGGCCAACGAGAAGAGCGAUUGGGAACAAGCUUAUGCCAACUCAGCCCGAACUGGUUGGCUGGAUGUAUGCGCCAUACUCAUUGGUUUAGGCCUCAUUUAUGGAUUGGUCCUAUAUUCGUGAAGCCCAGGCACAGCAUGACAGGGGCUUAUACCCCAAUAGAUCCACCCGCCAAGACACUGACCAGCCGCCAUGCCAGAAACUCAAAGGCUGAUUCACCUGCUAACAAGAAACCCACCAACCAAGGAACAUAACAUCCAAGCACCCCAGCAGCCUAGGAACAACUAGGCCUCCUGCCUGUACCACUUCAGCGCACUUGGCCUCCACAGUUAUCUUCAUCCACCUGGGGCUCCACUCGUCAGUGCCCUACAUCCUCUGAGUUCCUCAACACUAGGCUGCUGUCUCAGAAAAAAAAUAGUUCAAUAAAACUGAAAAGAGUG
Chinchilla lanigera (long-tailed chinchilla) is the source of this 903-nucleotide messenger RNA. RefSeq lists its product as uncharacterized. Bases 131 to 586 code for a protein of 151 amino acids. The transcript has 2 exons. Gene Ontology annotation, cellular component: intracellular membrane-bounded organelle; membrane. Lineage: Eukaryota; Metazoa; Chordata; Mammalia; Rodentia; Chinchillidae. The record is from RefSeq and is a predicted model, not a curated record.